AUGAGCAUGAACGCACAUCCGUCGAGUCUUGUUCCAUCUUCAGAGCCGAUUCCAGAGGUUCUUGUCGCUGUGGCAGAUGAUCCAAUCAUUGAAGAAGAUUCGCUAGCUUUUUCUGUCUCUUCUGAUAAAAAAACGAGCGCGUGGAAGGAACGAGGGAGCAAGAAUUUAACGUAUGAAGAACGUCGUUCGAUGCUCGAUUUUCUGUUAAAGCGACGCGUUGACGGCACGUCAAAGCUCGUGCGUCACGCUGUCACAGAUGCUGCAACUAAGUUCUGUGUGGAUCGUCGCACUGUCUCAAGACUAUGGAAACGAGCGUUACAAAGUCUUGAAAAUGGAGACGAAGUGUGUGAUGUGGCAUCACGAAAAAUUGGACGUCGUGGUCGUCGGAAACGUGAUUGGUCCGUGGAAUUGGAGCGUGUAAAGGAGAUUCCAUUGGCUCAACGAGGAUCGAUUCGUGCGCUGGCUACGGCUGUUGGAAUUCCCAAGACAACACUCUAUGAGUUGUUGAAAGAGGACGGAGGUCCUACUAUUAACUCGAUCAAGCCGUCACUUACAGACAAGAAUAAGCUCGAACGACUUCGAUAUUGUGCUAAUAAAGUGCGAUCCAAUGGGCUUUUUGAUGAUAUGUACAAUGUUGUGCAUAUUAAUAUGAAGUGGUUUUCACUUCCUAAAGACAAGAAGACAAAGGUGAUGUUCAUGGCUGCAGUGGCGAGGCCACAAUGGGAUCCGCAGAAGACAGAGUAUUUUGAUGGCAAGAUUGGCACGUGGCCAUUUGUACGGGAAGAAUUACAGGUUGUCGAUGCAGAUAUGAAGUUUCCACAGGAAAGACUAGAGCAGACAUUCGUUGCGUUAGAGACAGUGACGAAAGAUGAUGUCCAACGGAUGAUCACGGAAUUGAUUAUCCCGGCUAUUCGGCUGAGAAUGCCGGUGCACCUUAUGCAUGGCCCUAUUUAUAUCCAGCAAGAUAGCGCCAAGAUUCGAUGCUCUAGUGAUACGAUGUUUGCUGAAGAAGGACGAAAGGAAGGCUGGAAUAUUCAAAUGCAAAACCUGCCGCCGUAUUCCCCGGACUUCGCCGUCAUGGAUAGCACCCUUUUCAAGCUGAUCCAGGCUGCAAUGAAAACAUUUCCUCCUUCUUCCCAUGCGGCAACGGUGUCUGGUCUCACGGUAUUGAUGUCUAAUGUAGAGCAAGGGUUUGUUUUGCUGACGAAAGAUCAAAUUAACGACGCGUUUCUUUCGUUACAAAAGGCUAUGGAAUGUACGAUGCGAGUUCAAGGCUCCAAUACGUACGAGCUCGGCCCCACCAGCAAGGAACAGCUCCAACUGGAGGGUAGUCUACCUGUGAGCAUAUUGUGCGACCCUGAUGCAAUGUUAGCGUGUAGAGCCGUGCUCGAUCACGUAACCGAGGAAACCCUCGAAACAAUGUAG
Molecule: messenger RNA, 1425 nt
Organism: Peronospora farinosa
Lineage: Eukaryota; Oomycota; Peronosporomycetes; Peronosporales; Peronosporaceae
Source: the annotation of a GenBank genome assembly